AUGGACGCUCAGCUGGAAGCUCGCGCUCAGGAUGCAAUAGCUCGCGCCCGCAGUCUCUAUAACCGAGGCGAACGUCAUCCCGCUCUCGAAGCCGCGCUCAGUGCCAGCUCGCUGUUCCUCGACGCGGCACAGGCUGCCGCAAAGGCAAACCGAGAGAAGCUCAAAGAGCAGUUCAAGGCUGCGGCGACGUUUGCGGAGCAAAUCAAAGCGAGCUUGUCUACCGAUCUGGCGUUGGCGAGCGCGUCGUCGUUGUCCGAGAAACCAGAGCAGCAGCAGCGGCAGGUGACGAGACCUUCGACGCCGCUUAAACGGCCAAAGUCAUGCAAAGAGACGCGCUGUUUUUCAGACUUGAGGCUGUCGAAAAAGGAGCAGGCUAUUCUUUUGCGAAGUUCAAAGUUUGGAAACUCUGUAUUUCCUCCGUGGGAGGCGUCUGCCGGUAAAUCGUCGGGCACGUCUGCUUCUGCAGCCAAGUUUACCGACCCUUCCGGUUUUCUGAAAUUGUCUCCGGAUCAGGAAAAAUAUUUCGCGGGGUGGAAGAGGCCCUCUGAAAUCUGGGGCGACGAGGCCAUCUUAUUUCGAUCCUCCCCGUCAGAGUACGGCAGGUUGUCGACCGAUCUGUGUCAAGACGUUCUUUCUGAUUGCUCUAUCGUAGCUUCGUUAUGUGCCGCGUCACAUUGGGAAUGUCUAUCGGAACGUGAUCUUGUUUCUGAUAUAUUGUAUCCUAUCGAACCCGGCAAAUACGCCGUGAAGCUAUUUAUCAACGGCGCCUACCGCAAGGUCAUUAUUGAUGAUUUUCUGCCAACGUCGCACUCGUCAAGAUAUAUCCAUGUCACAUCACGCGCAUAUCCGUCUCUAUACAGCCCAGCACUAAUCGAAAAGGCAUAUCUCAAAGCAAUGGGCGGCUACGAUUUCCCCGGAUCCAACGCCGCCAGCGAUAUCUUUGCGCUGACGACAUGGAUCCCAGAGCAUAUUCUGCUUCAUAACGGUAGCAUUGAUACCGCCGCUCUGUGGGAUCGACUGAUCACCGCCUGGCGAUUUCGGGACCUGCUCGUGACUGUAGGAACUGGAAAACUUACCGACGAGGAAGCUGUGCUGUUUGGACUCAUAAGCGAUCAUGACUACACCGUGAUUUCCAUGCGUGUUUUGGAGUCCGGACAGCGCGUCGUUUGCUUGAAAAACCCGUGGAGAACGACGGAGGAUCAUGUGAAACCGUCGGGAAUAUCGGUCGAUGAUUGCGAGGAGAAGUGGGCGGCUGACAAUUGUUUCUGGAUGGACUUUGCGAGAAUGUGCACUAGAUUCAACAGCAUGUAUUUGAACUGGAGUCCUGUGCUUUUCAAAUACCGACAGCAGAAGCAUUUUGAGUGGGACUUGACAAACAGCAUGGGCCAUAAAAGUUUAUUAUCGAAUCCUCAGAUGUCGAUCGAGAAUUCAAGUGCGGAGCAGUCGCAGGUCUGGCUUCUUCUGGCUCGGCACAUCACAAAAGAUCAACCGAGCACGUACAUCGCUCUGCAGGUGUUUAAUGAUCCAGGCACAAAGGUCUGGAUGAAGAAAAACACGGUCGCCCAGACAAACCUGGUAGAUUCAACGCAGACACUUCUUCGCGUGGAUAUCCCUGCAAAAACACGGUACUCAGUCGUCGUGGCAGCCGAGAGCGAGCGGCGCACGCGGACCUCGUUUUCGCUCUUUGCGUACUCUCUGAAUCCGAUUGCACUCGAUACCGCAGCCGAAGUCUUGCCAUACUCUGUCGACGUCGACGGGCAGUGGACAGAGCUCACGGCGGGCGGGAAUACGGCUUCGCCUAGCUAUUUGUAUAACCCGCAGUACAAGCUGGUGGUAUCUGAGGACUCGAUGGUGCAGAUGUUUAUCGAGACGACGUCUGACGUGUCGGUAUAUGCACAGAUAGUCUGGGGCGGAGGGAAGCGUGUCUCUGUAGUCCGGUCGCGAGACACCGUUCUCGACACAGGCCAGUACGAAGUAGAGUGCGCGCUCACAAAGCGCAAGCAAGUGCUGAAAGGGGAGUACACCGUUAUUGCAUCGCUCUACGAGCCCGGGGUUACGGGGGAGUUUUCUUUACAUAUCAAAUCGGAGUUUGCUUGUCAGAUCACCAGGCUGCCUGAUCUACGAGCUGGCUGA
Myxozyma melibiosi is the source of this 2133-nucleotide messenger RNA. RefSeq lists its product as uncharacterized. The transcript has 9 exons. Gene Ontology annotation, molecular function: calcium-dependent cysteine-type endopeptidase activity. NCBI's taxonomy places the organism in Eukaryota, Fungi, Ascomycota, Lipomycetes, Lipomycetales, Lipomycetaceae. The record is from RefSeq and is a predicted model, not a curated record. The coding region runs from base 1 to 2133 and encodes 710 amino acids. Gene Ontology annotation, biological process: proteolysis.